CCCCGUCCUCUCCCCGCCGACGCCAUGUUGUUUGGGGGCGGAAGUAGCGGAGCCCCGGCUCGGCCCCUUUAAAGGGACAGGGACGGUCCUAACCUUCGCGGAGUCCUUGGUGACUGGGAGAAGCGGCGGGCGCAGAGAGCUGUGUGUGUGAGACUCAAGCCCUGGGCCGGGGUGUCCGCUCCCUUCUCCUCUGCCCCCGGAGGAGAAGUCGUCAGUGCCCCGAGGCUCUGGGAGGCAUGUUCAGGAAUUCGGCAGCCAUCUCUGUGCACCUGGCGGGGUCCCUGCAGAGAAAGAAGGCUGGAGCUUCCCUCCGCCGGUGCUUGCACCAGACUCUCACCAUGGCCAAAAGGCUGCAUGCACGAAGGCUGGAAGGGAUCGACCACAACCCGUGGGUGGAGUUCACCAAACUGGCCAGUGAGUAUGAUGCUGUGAACUUGGGACAAGGCUUCCCCGACUUCCCGCCUCCAGACUUCGCCGUGGAAGCCUUUCAGCACGCCGUCAGCGGGGACUUCAUGCUCAACCAAUAUACGAGGGCAUUUGGUUACCCACCACUGACCAAGAUCUUGGCCAGUUUCUUUGGGAAGCUGCUGGGACAGGAGAUAGACCCUCUAAAGAACGUGCUGGUGACUGUGGGUGCCUACGGGGCCCUGUUCACAGCCUUCCAGGCCCUGGUGGACGAAGGAGAUGAGGUCAUCAUCAUCGAGCCUUUUUUUGACUGUUACGAGCCCAUGACAUUGAUGGCAGGGGGUUGCCCUGUGUUUGUGCCCCUGAAGCCGACCCCGACCCGGGAUGGGGAACUGGAUUCCAGCAGCAACUGGCAGCUGGACCCCACGGAGCUGGCCAGCAAGUUCACAUCUCGCACCAAAGCCCUAGUCCUCAACACACCCAACAACCCCCUGGGAAAGGUGUUCUCCAAGGCAGAACUGGAGCUGAUAGCCCGCCUGUGCCAGCAGCAUGACGUGUUGUGCAUCACGGACGAGGUCUACCAGUGGCUGGUCUUCGAUGGGCACCAGCACAUCAGCAUUGCCAGCCUCCCUGGCAUGUGGGAACGCACUCUGACCAUUGGCAGCGCUGGCAAGACCUUCAGCGCCACCGGCUGGAAGGUGGGCUGGGUCCUGGGCCCCGAGAGACUCAUGAAGCACCUGUACACGGUGCAUCAGAACUCCAUCUACCACUGUCCCACGCAGGCCCAGGCCGCAGUGGCCGAGAGCCUGGAGCGGGAGCAGCUGCACUUCGGCCAGCCCAGCAGCUACUUUGUGCAGCUGCCGCAGGCCAUGCAGCGCAGCCGUGACCACAUGGUGCGAAGCGUGCAGUCUGUGGGCCUGAGGCCCGUGAUCCCCCAGGGCAGCUACUUCUUCGUCGCGGACAUCUCGGACUUCAAGAGCAAGAUGCCUGACCUGCCUGGGGCUGCGAACGAGCCCUAUGACAGACGCUUCGUCAAGUGGAUGAUCAAGAACAAGGUGGGCGGGGCCUCUGCCGGGGCCCCCACGUAUGGUGUUACAGGCUGUGCACUGCUCCGGGGCUGACCAAGAAGCUAAGGGGCCACACUCCAGCCCAGCCUCUGCCAUGAGCCCUGGUACAGGAUGGCAAGCAAAGGUGGCGUCUGGGUUGGCAGAACGAAUGCCUGGCCUCCCAGGGGCUCAGUCUUGCCAUCUGUACAGUGAGGAGUUGGCCCAUUAACUCUGUGGUCAUCCAGCUCAGAGCUAUGAUUCUCAGGCUUAUUUCCUCUCUGGCUCUGCCCUGACCCCUCUCUUGGCCUCCAUGUCCUCUCUGCACACAGGAGGGACGUGGGAUGUUCUGGGAUUCUUUCCCUCUGACCUUGACAUAGCACUGGGGGUGCACAUUGGCGCGAACGCUCUUCCCCCACGCCAUGAAGCCUCUGCCUCCCGAGAGCCGGGGCUGCUGGGCCGGGAGGCCCCGCUGAGACACGGGCUCCUCCCCCCAAGGGCUUGGUGGCCAUCCCGGUGUCCGUCUUUCUACAGCGUGCCCCAGCAGAAGCACUUUGACCACUAUAUCCGCUUCUGUUUUGUGAAGGUAACAGGCAGGCAGGCUGUCGGAG
This is a messenger RNA of Myotis lucifugus (little brown bat), 2059 nucleotides long. RefSeq names its product kynurenine aminotransferase 1 (gene KYAT1). Gene Ontology annotation, cellular component: mitochondrion; cytoplasm. Gene Ontology annotation, biological process: biosynthetic process. The coding region runs from base 237 to 1526 and encodes 429 amino acids. The record is from RefSeq and is a predicted model, not a curated record. NCBI's taxonomy places the organism in Eukaryota, Metazoa, Chordata, Mammalia, Chiroptera, Vespertilionidae. The transcript is spliced from 12 exons. Gene Ontology annotation, molecular function: L-kynurenine:2-oxoglutarate transaminase activity; pyridoxal phosphate binding.